Messenger RNA from Striga asiatica, 888 nucleotides. The record is from the annotation of a GenBank genome assembly. NCBI's taxonomy places the organism in Eukaryota, Viridiplantae, Streptophyta, Magnoliopsida, Lamiales, Orobanchaceae.
AUGGCCUCUACACUGCUGAAUUCGGUGAAUUUGAAUUCCAUUAAAGCCGUAAAACAUGACUAUGUGGGUUUGAAGCCUUUAAAGUUUGAUCAGAAUAAUAUUCACUGCACGAGGCCUCCAUUGACUAAAAUCACACGAAGGGCACUUUUGGUAAGGGCCAGUGAAAAUGGUCCUAUAAAGAAAAUGGGGAUGAGUGACGUGGAGUGUGAAGCUGCUGUUGUUGCAGGGAAUGUUCCGGAAGCUCCUCCGGUGCCCCCCAAGCCUUCUUCGCCAGCUGGCACACCGGCCGUGGCCCCCCUUCCACUUAGUAAGCGGCCACGUCGAAAUCGUAGGUCACCGGUAUUUAGGGCCGCAUUCCAAGAGACUAAUUUAAGUCCUUCGAAUUUGGUUUAUCCACUUUUCAUUCAUGAAGGCGAAGAAGAUACACCAAUUGGAGCUAUGCCGGGGUGCUAUAGGCUUGGGUGGAGACAUGGGCUUGUGGAAGAGGUGUCUAAAGCUCGAGAUGUUGGUGUUAACAGCAUUGUGCUCUUUCCAAAAGUACCCGAUGCUUUAAAGACUUCUACAGGAGAUGAAGCUUACAAUGAAAAUGGAUUAGUGCCUCGAACAAUACGGCUGCUUAAAGACAAAUAUCCAGAUCUCAUUAUCUAUACUGAUGUUGCUCUCGAUCCAUAUUCCUCUGAUGGGCAUGAUGGCAUUGCCAGAGCAGGAGCAGAUGUUGUGAGCCCGAGUGACAUGAUGGAUGGUCGUGUGGGAGCUAUUCUAUCUGCUCUUGAUGCUGAAGACUUUCACCAUGUUUCCAUUAUGUCCUAUACUGCCAAGUAUGCAAGCUCAUUCUACGGUCCCUUCAGAGAAGCAUUGGACUCAAAUCCACGAUUCGGAGACAAAAAA